This is a messenger RNA of Solea senegalensis (Senegalese sole), 3231 nucleotides long. RefSeq lists its product as uncharacterized. The coding region runs from base 71 to 2524 and encodes 817 amino acids. Gene Ontology annotation, cellular component: small-subunit processome; nucleolus. The record is from RefSeq and is a predicted model, not a curated record. Gene Ontology annotation, biological process: rRNA processing. Lineage: Eukaryota; Metazoa; Chordata; Actinopteri; Pleuronectiformes; Soleidae. The transcript has a single exon.
ACGUCAGCGGCUCGAUUGACGGCACACGUGUGACCAUUCCAGUGUGGUAGUUGUUAUCGAGGUGGUGUUUAUGAUAGACAUGGCGAAAGUCUCUAAGAAGAACAUGAAGAAGGAAACGAUUGUUAAAAAGAGCCGCGGUAUGACGGAGAGCAGCGCAGCGACGGAGCCUCGUGUUGUUUACGACGAUGGAGACGACGAAGAAGAGCAUUUAAAUGAGGAAAACAUCAGUAGUGAGGAAGAGCAGGAGGGGGAGGACGGAGUCAGCGAUGAACGCAAACGGCAGAAGCUGCUGGAGGCCAUCAGCGCUCUAGGGGGUAAGAGGAAGAAUAAACUGGGGGAGAGAUCUGAGGCAGCCGUGCAUAUGUCCGAGUUCACUGUCAACGCGGACGGAGGGGGCGACAAAGUUGACCUGUCAGACCUCAUAGGGAACAUAGACAAAACCGAAGCAGUUCCAAACAAGACCAAGAACCAGCUGAAGACCUUACAGCAAAAUGAGAAAACCAUAGAAACUCCCCUGAGCAAGCAGGAGAGUGAGAGGAUCCAGAGAAAUGUUGCUUUUCGUAAAGCAGCCACAGAAGUCACCCAGUGGAAAGGGAUAAUCCAACAGAACCAGAGAGCGGAGCAACUCAUAUUCCCGCUCAACCAGGAGCCCUCUGGCCCCAGAGCGAUGGAGACGGUGGUAACGUGCUGGAAGGCUCAAACCCCGCUGGAGCAGGAAAUAUUUUCCCUCCUCUCUGCCAACAAGCAGCCCGUCCAUAACCCCAUCCUGACCCCUGUUGAGGAAGCUACACUGAAGGCCAUGAGCUUUGAGGAGGCCAAGGUCCGCCGUGCUGAGCUGCAGAAGGCCAGAGCUCUGCAAUCCUACUAUGAGGCCAAGUCCCGCAGAGAGAGGAAGAUCAAGAGUAAAAAGUACCACAAAGUGCUCAAUAAGGCCAAGCGCAAAGACUUCCUAAAGCAGUUUGAGAAGAUGGUGAAGACUGACCCGGCUGCUGCCUUAGAGGAGCUGAAUAAGAUGGAGCUGGCUCGGAUGAAGGAGAGGAUGUCACUGAAACACCAGAACAGUGGCAAGUGGGCCAAAUCCAAGGCCAUCAUGGCCAAAUAUGAUGAGGGUGCUCGCAAAGCAAUGCAACAGCAGCUGGAGGUGAACAAAGACCUGACCCAGAAGCUGGUGACUUCUCUGAAUAACGACCAGGAGGAAGAGGAGGAGGAGGAAGAAGGAGGUAAUCCAGAAGUGAUACCUGAAUUUGUGAACGAUGCAGAGCAAAGUGUUGAUUCUUCAAAUCCCUGGAUGAGAGGAAAGCUUUUUGAGCCUCCCACAGAGAGAGAGGUGAGAGACACAGUGGAUUUUACAGAAGAGGGGCCUACAGCUGUAAAUACAGCUGUAGAAGAUGACGAUGAGGAGGGAACGGAGGAGGAAAGGCUGCUCAGAGAGUUUGACCACAGGAGGAGACUGCGUCAGGCAGAGGAGGCUGACAUAGUAGCUGUAAUAACUGUGGAGCAUGAGGAGGAGAAUAAAGCUGCAGGAGCCUGUGUUUCAGUGCUGGAGGAGGAUGAGGAGGAGAAUAAAGCUUCAGCAGCCUGUGUUUCAGUCCUGGAGGAGGAGGAGGAGGAGGAACAGGAACUAUCCAAGUUGAAUAGUGUUUUCCAGGGAAUAGCAAACACCCAUCUGGAUGCUGAAGUAGAAAUGGCUGAGGCAACAGCUGACACCAACCACGUGGACACCCAUCUUGAAGAAGGGCUGAUGAGAAUCAGAACUCUAGAGGAUGUGGCGCUCCUCAGUCAGAUGGAGUCAGUGGCAGAUCAAACACCUGUUCAGCCUCUGACAUCACCCACCACAGAAAACAUGCUGUCUACAUCUAAGAUGGUGGGAAAAAACAGCAAAAGGAAAAGAGGGAUUGAGCUGAAACAAGUUCUGACCAAAGAGUCAAAAAUCAUUCAAGUGCCACUUGCUCUAACAGUGGAGGACAAGGAGGACUCGGAUGAAAUGCUGGAUCAGAGAGGGCUCAUCAAAGAGGCCUUCGCUGGUGACGAUGUAAUCUCUGACUUUUUAAAGGACAAGAGGAAGCAGGAAGAUGUAGGCAAGCCUAAGGUGGUGGACCUGACCCUGCCGGGAUGGGGAGAGUGGGGGGGUAUGGGCUCCAAGCCAUCCCGCAACAAACGCAGGAAAUUUAGGAUCAGGACUGUGCCGCGUCCUCCCAGGAAAGAUCAGCAUCUACCUAGUGUCAUCAUCUCAGAGAAGAGAAACAGCUCCAUCAGCUUACACCAGGUGAACUCAUUGCCCUCUCCCUUUGUGAACCACACACAGUUCGAGAGCACCAUCCGCUCUCCCAUCGGUCGCAUGUGGAAUACAGAGCAGACUGUCAACAAGAUCACUAAUCCUAAGGUGGUCACUCAGCUGGGGGCCAUAAUAGAGCCAAUGGCUAAAGAGGAGCUUAUGAAGAACAAGAAGCAAGUGUCCACUGGGAACAGCAGUGGUGUGGAACCAAUAAAAACAAAACGAAUGAAACAAACUCAAAAGAAAUGACAAGUAUUUCUGUGUUAUAUUAUAUGAGGGUAUGUAUGUGAUAAUAAUCAGAAUAAAUUUUGCAGCUAAAAUGAUUUUCACAAAUUCUGUAACUUUUGAUCUGGAGCUGUAAAUCUGUGAAAUGGUAAACUCAAGCCUUUAUUUGUUCACCUUGUAAUUUAGUGUCUUAUACAGAAGUGUAUUGUUACCACAUCAGCUAAAUAAAAACAGAUCACAAUCGCAUUAUAACGUGACAGGGUUAUUGUUAAAACAAUAUAUGUUUCAUGUUCUUACACCAAACCUGUGUUAUAAUAACAAUAUACAUAAUUUGUUCCAACAAUAAACUUUCACAUUAUAAAAAAUGUUUUUGCCAGUGUGGCACCAAUACACAAUCUGUAGUCUUACACUGUGAGGUGCACUAAUUUAUUCUACAGUACACACGCCACAUUUAUACCCUGUUAUCUCAUAACUUUAAAAAUGGUUGAGUGCAACUCCCAUGAUUGGUUAGUAACUAAUUCCUCUCACUAUUCGUAAACUGCAAAGGUCAAAUCUUAACAGCUCUUUGUUUGAUAACUAUUAGUCAAAUAAAAAGCAAUUCUUAAAUUCAAGUUAGAAAUGUGUUAAUAUAUUGAAGUUCUCAUUCUUAAACUUGCAUUAGAAUAUGCUGUAGAUUUGUUCAGUGUGCAGGAUUUAGGGGGAUCUUGAUUAAAUUACCUGAAAAUUGUGAA